AUGGACAUCAAUACUAGGAUUGAAGAACUUCAGAGGCAGCUAAAAGAAGCAGAGGAGAGGGCGGAACAGGCAGAGCGCAUAGCUGAAGAUGCAAAGGGCAUAGCUGAAGACGCAAAAGCCAGAGCCGAAGAGGCAGAACAUCUCCGUGAAAAUGAGCAACGACUUCGACAAGCCCUGGAGAACAGAAUCAACCUCACAACCUUCGAGACCUUCCUUCGAUCCUGCCACGAGUACAUAACCGUACCGCUUAACAUUCAACCGAAGAAGUCCAAAACUACAAAGGGCUCGAUCACGACCCCUACUGGUCGCUACUGUCCCACCACACUUUGCCGAUGGACAGAUUUUCCCCGUCUGCGCAACGAGCUCUUCAACAGGGUAUUCUCUCUCUUUCAUCCAACUGAAGCACCCCCAUUAGAAGUGUUCCCAUCCACUGAGGUGGUGAGGGGUGUCGGUAACCUUGUCUCGCGUCGACAACUAGGCAGCGAGCUCGACCUCUUGAGCUAUGAGCGAUUCGCCGUUGAAGAACAUGUCAUCUCCAUUAUGCAGGAACUGCUAAAGCUUGAUACUGGCACCCACCUUCCUUUGCUCGGGUCGGGCAUAUCCUUUGAAAAUCAUGCCAAUACCCUCAGUGACGAGCUGGAGCUAACACCGCAGAAGCAUCAGGGCUGGAGGCCUCGAUCCGAUCAGCUAUGCGUGUUUCGAAAAGAUGACGAGGUUGAGACUUUGCUGUUCAUCAUUGAAUACAAAGCUGGCCAUAAACUUCUGCCUGCAAAUUUACGGGCCGGGCUGCAACCCUCAAACUUCUGGGAAGAUGUUGUGCAGGCUCACCUGAUCCCCACUGAUCAAGAGGAAAAACUCAUUUACAAUGCAAAGCAGAUCACUGGUGCUGCCAUCACUCAGGCAUUUGACUACAUGAUUAAAGAAGGGGUUGAAUAUGGGUAUUUGACUACUGGUGAAGUUUUUAUUUUCCUUCACAUCAAAGAAGAUGACCCAACUACACUAUAUUACCACCUCUCUGAACCUGUUCGUGACAUCGAAGCUCAGGAUGGCAACCCUUUUCCAUCCCCUAACACAGCAGUAUCAUCGGUCCUUUCGCUAUGUCUACUGGCCUUGGGUUCACAGAAAAGGGACCAAGAGUGGCGAUCUCAUGCAUUUUCCAUUCUUCACACAUGGGCUAUUGAUGUAGAGUACAUCUUGGCGAAGAUGCCAGCUGAGGAGAGAAGCCGAACGCCAUCUGGGUCGAGCUUUGUCCCAUCAAGCCCGCUUUCCAGUCCUAUCCAACAGGAACAAUCUCGUCGAUCACGUCGACUGCAAGGUCGCUGUGCGGACUCGGAUGACACGGCCGAAGAUUCACCCUCGGAUAGCUCUGAGGGGGACGAUCCCAGCAACCGUAAUGCAAUGAGCAAAUGGGGAUCCAAACGAUUCGCAGUUGUUAUAUCUCCACCUCGUCCCCCUGCAGCAAAACGACAGCAGCAGUCGCAGGAGGAGCGCAGACGUAAUCGGGAGCCGGAACGUCAAUACUGCACACAAAGGUGCCUUGCUGGUUUGGCCAAUAGGGCUGCUUUAGAUCAAGCAUGUCCCAACAUCACUCUUCACCGAACAAUGAGCCAGGAUGACAAUCAUCCGAUUUUUACAGCGAGAGUUGCUGCACUACUUGAAGCUCAGCUCAACAACGACCGAGAUAAUGGAUGCAGACCGUUGAAGUUCUUUGGGGCCUACGGUAUUCUCUUUAAGAUGACACUGGCCAAAUACGGCUAUACUUUCGUGGGGAAAGGAACGAUCGAAGGAUUGAUACAUCAUCUCCAACAUGAGGCUAAAGUAUAUGAAUACCUCAGCAAGCUUCAAGGUAGUUUGAUUCCGGUCUGCCUAGGGAGUGUUAACCUAAAAGAGCCAUUCAUCACUGAUGGUUUGGAUCGGAUUGUCCACUAUCUGCUCCUCUCCUGGGCUGGAGACAGCUUAGACUAUUCGCAGCAUUGUGACUUUCAUCAGGAGGCGAGAAGACUGCAAAAGGAGUUGGGUCGGUAUGGUGUGGUCCAUGGGGAUGUUCGUCCUGCCAAUGUCACCUGGAAUUCAGAGUUAUCCCGACCAAUGCUGAUCGACUUCGACAAAGCGCGGCUGGUGCGGAAAAGACCAUUAACCGGCUCAGGGCCGAAAGCCACUCAUAGCCAUGCCAUUAAGCGGAAACGGCGAAGCCUUUUCCAAGUUGACGUAUAA
Messenger RNA from Coccidioides immitis RS, 2214 nucleotides. RefSeq lists its product as uncharacterized. The transcript has a single exon. The record is from RefSeq and is a predicted model, not a curated record. Bases 1 to 2214 code for a protein of 737 amino acids. Lineage: Eukaryota; Fungi; Ascomycota; Eurotiomycetes; Onygenales; Onygenaceae.